GUUUACAGUUGUUGCCCAGCCUUUUGAAAAUCAGAAAUGGUUCGUCGACGUAUGUCAUCACCGAGGCCAUCGGCCCCGGUCAGGAGCGCUGCACCACCGUCCCGACCCCGUGCCGCAGCCCCUCCACCUCCUGCACCUCCGAUGAGGUCAGCUCAAGCAACUCCAAUCGGUGGUAUGCCCCCACCACAAGCACCUGGCCUAAUGGCGCAAAUGGCCGCAACUGCGGGUGGUGUUGCUAUUGGAUCGGCUGUUGGUCAUGCCGUCGGUAAUAUGAUGACGGGAGGAGGUGGCUCUUCAGGCUCUGAGGAGGUGGCUCAAGCACCAGCUGCUCAAGCUGGUGCACCUCAAGUACCACAAAACCAACAAGCACUCACUCAGCCAUGUGAAUUCGAAUGGAAACAGUUCCUUGAAUGCAGUCAGAAUCAAAGAGAUCUGAGUCUCUGUGAGGCAUUCAAUGAGGCAUUCAAACAGUGUCGUGCACGUUACGCGUAAAUGCAACAGUGUCCAUUUUCUGAUGUAUUCAUGAACGAUUAUCGUUUAACGUCGGCUGUAAUUUACAAUUUCUGUAGUUAACGUUAUAUGGAGUAGAUUCAUUUUAUCACUGUUACCCUGGAUUUUUCCUUUUCAGUUGAUUAUUUUCUCUUGUUUAACUGAAAUGUGAUGAAAUUUUUGCUUGUCCGUGAAGAACACUCUCGGGAGCUUUGAAUUUCCGUUGCAUUGCUCCGUUUAUAAUUGUUUCUUGUCUGAUAAACAUAUAAUAUUGUUGAUAAUGAAUGAUUGUUGCUGUUCCGUUUAGACUUUGCGAUUCUUGUAGUAUUCUUUCAUCGAAUUUAAAUGACUUGGAAUUAAUUC
Molecule: messenger RNA, 852 nt
Organism: Anisakis simplex (herring worm)
Lineage: Eukaryota; Metazoa; Nematoda; Chromadorea; Rhabditida; Anisakidae
Source: the annotation of a GenBank genome assembly